Prunus armeniaca (apricot) is the source of this 198-nucleotide messenger RNA. The record is from the annotation of a GenBank genome assembly. Lineage: Eukaryota; Viridiplantae; Streptophyta; Magnoliopsida; Rosales; Rosaceae.
AUGGAUGCUUUUGCAGUUGGUGCUACAACAAUAGCACUGCUUGUGCUUUCUGUUCUGUAUCAACAAGUUCAUGGAGGGCUUGUAGGAAGUGAUAUCAAUGGCUGUGAUGUUUCUCAUGGCAAUUGGGUUUUGAUGAUUCAUAUCCUCUUUAUGCCGCGCCUAGCUGUCCCUUCAUCGAAAACGAGUUUGAUUGCAUAA